GUAUGUUGCAUUGUACAUUCACUGGAAUUGAAGGAAGUGACACAUUUGUCACUUUGUACAAUGCUGACUCAUCUGUCACAAAUCCUUCCAGCUUUCAAUUCUCAUGCAUGGUGUAUACAGCUAGUGGAAGCACUGUGUCAGCAACUAUUAAUCCAGAGGAGUGUAUAACAGGACAAACGUCGACAUCCUUAACGUCAAUGUAUGGAAAGACCGUGACAUAUACGGCUUUAUCCUCUUGUUCUCCUUCAAAUCCAGACGAUUCAGAAAACAAUUUUACUUGGCUUUAUAUCCUUCUAGGCGUCUUUGUAUUCAUUGUCCUCAUUUUGAUCAUCUUUUUCUUCAUCAAAGGUGGAUUCAAGAAAAAAGGACAAGUGCUUCCCAACAAAAACGAAGAUAUUAUCAUUUCUAAACCACCUAUAAGAUAUAUCUUCAGGUGAUUUGGAUUUUAAAGUCUCGAAUUGAUAUUUUAGAUGUAGAUCUUAUUAAAGAUGAAUCUUUUAAAUAGAGCUAAUACUGUAUUAUUUUUUCCUAUGAUGAAUGUUAAAACUAUGUUGAUUUUUUUCUUAAAUACGCUAUACAUUGUCCUAAAUGACGACUUUUUUUCUUUUCAUACUUUUACGUACAAAUUC
Saccostrea cuccullata (small rock oyster) is the source of this 629-nucleotide messenger RNA. RefSeq lists its product as uncharacterized. Lineage: Eukaryota; Metazoa; Mollusca; Bivalvia; Ostreida; Ostreidae. The transcript is spliced from 3 exons. The coding region runs from base 3 to 437 and encodes 144 amino acids. The record is from RefSeq and is a predicted model, not a curated record.